AUGCCUGACAUAGCAAUGGGAGCUAAAGAGGAGAUUGUAAAAUGGCAUACUGCAGUAGGCAGGAUAUUUAAACAUAAGCCAUACUUAGAGAUCCAAAGAAAACUGAAUUGGUUUCUGGCAGGAACAGGAGGUGGGGACCCACCUGGAAGCACCCAAGCGCCGCUGUCCAGCUUUCGGUGGCGGCGGCCAGCUGAGCCAGUGCCGUGGCAGGGGCGGACAGCGGCCACGGCGGCGGCGCCUCCCGGAGUGGCCUGCGGUGCUCGGCCUCGCCCGGAAGAUAUCGAGUUGUGCUACAAAGUACUCGAGAGUCAUGGUUAUCAGAGACUGUUACAGACAAUUGCUGUACUCGAGGCUCAACAUUCUCAAGCAGUCCAGGACCUUGAAAGUUUAGGCAGACAUCAGAGAGAAGCACUAAAAAAUCCCAUUGGAUUUGUGGAAAAACUCCAGAAGAAGGCCGAUAUAGGGCUUCCAUAUCCACAGAGAGUUGUUCAGUUGCCCGAGAUUGUAUGGGACCAAUAUACCAAUAGCCUUGGGAACUUUGAAAAAGAAUUUAAAAAUCGCAAAAGACAUACUAGGAGAGUUAAGCUAGUUUUUGAUAAAGUAGGUUUACCUGCUAGACCAAAAAGUCCUUUAGAUCCUCGGAAGCACGGAGAGUCCAUUUCAUACUCUAUGUUGCCUUUGAAUGAUGGUCCAGAAGGCUCACACAUUCGUCCUCAGAUGAUAAAAGGAUGCCUGUGUGGUGAUACCAAACCUGAAACAUGUAACCAAUUGUGGACUGUUGAAGAACAGAAAAAGCUUGAACAACUACUCUUGAAAUACCCUCCUGAAGAAGUAGAAUCUCGAUGCUGGCAGAAGAUAACAGAUGAACUGGGCAAUAGGACAGCAAAACAGGUUGCCAGCCGAGUGCAGAAGUAUUUCAUAAAACUAACUAAAGCUGGCAUUCCAGUCCCAGGCAGAACGCCAAACUUAUAUAUAAACUCCCAAAAGUCUUCAACAAGCAGCCCCCUUAAUAAGCAUCUCUUUAAACCUUCCACUUUCAUGACUUCCCAUGAAACACCAGUGUAUAUGGAUGAAGAUGGUGAUCGAUCCUGUUUUCGUAACCACAUGAACACUGCUACGGAGCAGGCAUCAGAUGAAGAAAGUAUUCCUAUUAUGUAUAAGAAUUUACCUGAAUAUAAGAAACUAUUACAGUUUAAAAAGUUAAAAAAACAGAAACUUCAGCAAAUGCAAACUGAAAGUGGAUUUGUGCAACAUGUGGGCUUCAAGUGUGAUAACUGUGGCAUAGAACCUAUCCAGGGUGUUCGGUGGCACUGCCAGGAUUGUUGUCCAGAAAUGUCUUUGGAUUUCUGUGAUUCUUGUUCAGACUGCCUUCAUGAAACAGAUAUUCACAAGGAAGAUCACCAACGAGAACCUGCUUAUAGAUUCUUCAGCUGA
Messenger RNA from Kogia breviceps (pygmy sperm whale), 1434 nucleotides. The record is from RefSeq and is a predicted model, not a curated record. NCBI's taxonomy places the organism in Eukaryota, Metazoa, Chordata, Mammalia, Artiodactyla, Physeteridae.